AUGGAGGCAGGUGAGUUCAGCUGCAGGCCAGCCCGGCCCCCGGACGUGGCCGAGACUCUCCCCACGCGCAGGAGGAGGCUGCAGCCCAAAGCCGGGCUCCAGGCCUCCCUCCGGCGGCCCCGGCCCGUCCGCAGCCCGAGGCUGAGCGACCGGAGGUGGGAGGAGCGGGGUCCCAGCCCGCGGCUGGGGGCGCGGCGGCGAGAGCGCGCGUGCGCACCGGCCCCGCGCCGCCUCGGAGCACGCGUGCCGCCGCCCCUCCGGGCAGCCGCGUGCGGCGGCGCGUGGGGCCUUCCGAGCUCGCCCGGGCCUCUGCGUGGGCUCCGCUUCGGCCCAGCGCUCCGGAUUGAGCGAGCGGGCGAGCGCGGCCGCCCCUCUCUAUUUUUAGCAGCAGGCGCAGGGUCUGCCCGGCGGCGCGCCGGCCGGAGCGCGGGGACGCGGCCUGCCUCCGCGGCCUGGCGCGGGGCCCGGAGAGCUCCCGCGCGUCAGGAGCCGGCGCCCACGCCAGAGCAGAGCAAACUUGAGCGGCUCUUCCCGUUUCCAGGGAAACGAGGCUGCGCCGCUGCGUGCUGCCGCGGUGCAGAGCUGGCUCUCUGCUCCCCACCGGGGACCCCCGCGGCCGGCUGGGCCUGCGAGGAAGGGCCCGGAGCCGCGUCCUUCGCGAAGGGGUUGUCUGAAGCCCGCCCGCUGCGAUGCCGGAAUGAAAGCUUUCGGGAACUUUCUUUUAUUCACUGCUCACGGCAAACGGUGAGAUAUUUUAUUGGUUGUUUUGGAAUUUUGCAUCAUGUACCCCAAUCACACUUACUUCCCAGUCCUCCCAUGUCUUCCCCACCACACCCAUGUGACCCCUACCCCCCCAUAAAAAGAAAGAAAAAGAAGAGGAAGGAAAGAAGAAAGGAAGGGAGGAAAGAAGGAGGAAAAAUCCAAUUAGUGUUGCCCAUGUACUCCGUGGACCAAGGUUGUUACUUUGGAGUGGCUGAGGCUUUAGGGGUUGUCACAGAAGCCUUCUAUGUCCCUGCUUCUCAACUGUGCAUUUGCAGUCAUCAAUACCCCUGCAAAAGUGGCUUCCAGUAGCAAGAACAUGGAUCCUGGGCCUCUACAUGGUUUCCAGUGCAACACAGGUGGCAGACACCAACUAUGAACCCCCAAGGCACCCCCAAAAUAGACACCAACAUGGCCUCGGGUGCACAGACCACAGAUGUACUGCAGACAUUAAUAAGGCCUCAGGUAGCUGCACAAGCCACCAAAUCAACAUGGCCCUGUGUGGCAGCACAAAACAGGGAUAUUUGCCCGGACUUGGAUGGUAACAUAGGCCGUGGACAUCAACAUGGCCCUCAAAUGCAUCAGGACCACCACAGACCCAGUCAUGGCCCUACGAGGCAGUCUGGACCACAGAUGAACCGUUGCGUGGCCCUCGGUGGCAGCAAGGGCCUCGAUGUCAACACAGCCCCUAGCUACAGCGCGAUCACAGACAUCCACAUGGCCUUUGGGCUUCCUCUCGGCCUGGGGCAGCAAUACCUGGGGGAUAUUUACACCUCACAGGUCAGUGUGCCAUGUCGGUUCAGUUCUCAGCUUGCCAUAACCCGUGCUUACCCGAGAAGGAAGUCUCCACUGAGGGGUUGUCUAGAUUGGCCUGUGAACACGUCUGCAGAGGACUGCCUUGAUUUUAACUGAUACGUAAGGCUCAGCCCGCCGCGGGCAGCACCACUCUCUAGGGUCUGCCCUGAACUGCGUAAGAGUUAGGAAGGCUCGCAAGCAAGCUGUAAUGCGUUAUUCUCUCCGCUAUUAACUGUGGAUGUCAUGUGACUAUCUUCUCCAGUUCCUGUCUUCACUUCUCCCAAAUGAUGAGCUAUCACAGAAUUGUAAGCUAAAAUAAGCCACUUCUCUUCUAAGCUGCUUUUUGUCAAUACAUUUUAUCACAACAACAGAGAUAAAACCAGGACAGUCAGCAAGGCACUUAUUCCCACUUAGGAACUUCACAGAAGCCCAGCAUGGCUUAUACUGGAAGUCUGGCUUCUUUCAAAACUCAGUUAUGUCACGUAAAUAUGUUUUUAUUUUAAUCCCAAGUGUGGGGUGUCUAGUUUGGGCUUUAGUUUGUCCACAGUUGAUAAUUGCCUCCUGCGGGGCGUGGUCUUUGCCAGCUGGUAAUGGCCUGCCUCCAGAGAGGGGCGUGGUCUAGGACUCUGAGGGAUAUAAACAGGAGAGCCCAGAGAAAGUGUGGUGUGUGGCAUGUGACAGUUUGGAGAGACCAGAGAUAGACAGUGGGUGUGGCGGCUGGGAGACCGACCAAGAGAAACAUUUCAACACAGAGGCUUGGAGGAGACACUUGCUUUUGCUGUUGACGGAGAAUUGGUAUAGCCCUAAAAAACAAAACAAACAAAAACCAUACACCCUACAUAGUCAGGAGACCCAUAGGCCCUACACUGCCAGGAGACCCAUAGACCCUACACGGCCAGGAGAAGUAAAGGGGUUUGCGCCCCCUCUCCCCACUAACCUCUCCUACCUAGUGUGGGGGGAUUGGAAGGGAGAGGCUUUGAGGAACCUCAGUGGAGUUUAAACAGAGUGGUACAUGGCUAUUUGCAAAGGCCUCUGUGUCUCACAGUAAUGCAACUGGGAAAGCUGAGGGACCCAGCAAAACCAGCACAGCUUCGGUCUUCAGCGCCUUCCCCUGCAUUUCCCAGCCUCUACCUCUGUCCUCUGUGGCUCAGGCCUAGCCAGCCUAUUGGCCACCUCAAGAACUUUAUUAAAUCUGUAGCCCUUUCUUUGUGGAUCAUUGUCUAGGUCAUUUUGCUAUUGCUGUGAAGAGGCAACAUGGCCAACCUAUAAAAUUUAUAAAGGCAACUUAUAAAGAAAGCAUUUAAUUUGAGGGCUUAUGUGUCCAGAGGGUUAAGUCCAUGAACAUCAUGGAGGGUAGCAUGGCGCAGGCAGGCAUGGCGCUGAGCAGUAGCAGAGAGAGCUACCUGGUGAAGGAGGCAGCUUUUAAAUGCCAAAGCCCACCCCUGUGGUUCCUGCAGGAAGCCAGGCCCUUCUUUGCCGAAGGUCCAAGCGCCAGCGGGUCUCCUGGCAGAAAAGGGUGAAGCGCGGGGUCCCGAGUGAGCGCAGAAGGAGGUCGGUGCCACAAGGUCUUUGGUCCAGCUGUGGGUGUUGGAAAAGAUGAUUUUCUCCGAGGUGAGUGUCAUUUCUCUUUUAGCUGGGCUGCCAGCACCUGGUCGGGAGGCAGCAGGGAGCUCAGGGCCCAGCCUGAGAGCAGUAGGGCUGCUUUGGGAACAUCCGGCAGCUGUGGUGGCUGGAGUGGUGUGAUAGACAGCAGCAGCUUCUUUGAUGACUCCCUGGUGAGCACCCGGCAAACUCGGGUGUCGAGUCCAGAGGUCCAGCGGUGAAUUCUUUCCCCCAGUGUUACAGCUAAGAUAAACAGCUAAGCAGAUGACGCUCACAGCUUUCUUUCAUGUGAAGCAGGGCUUUAUGAACCUUGGGCAGUGGGGAGGGGCUCUGAGGAUGAAGGUCUCCUUGGCUGGGUCUUAGGACGCUGUUUUCAUGGGGAAAGAUAGCAGGUGAGAAGCCCACGUGACUGAUCACCGGUAGCCAUACCCGCGGCUGUGUCACAUGCUCCUGAGGCAGGCACAGAAACAAAGAGCUUUGUCCCACACCUUCCUUCUCAGGAUGAGAUUUUAAAUCUCAAGUCUGCUAUUUCCAGGGUUUCAACGCACUCCAUCUCUGCAGCCACAUGCCAAUUUCUCUGGAGGCACGGUGCACAAGCCCCACACUCCCAGCAACACACUUCCUCAGACAAGACCACGCCUCCUAAUUCUUCCCAGGCAGUUCUACCAACUGGUGACUAAGCAUGCUGAGCUUGUGAAGGCCAUUCUCAUUCAAACACCACAGCCACCGAUGCAACGGACAGCUCACCUGCCUCUCCAAGUCAGUGUCUUGAGAGGCAUCCAGCUCCUGCACACACCUCAUUGCUCUUACUCAUCCCUCAUAAGAUUCAUCCCUCAUAAGAUGUCACUGUCACACACACACACACACACACACACACACACACACACACACACACACGAACAUACAUUGGGCUGUUGUUCCUGGGGACUCCUCUGCUCUGUGUUCUGUGUUGUCUCCUUGGUGGGCCUGCUGGGCCAAAGUUAUCCUAUAGUAAGAAGUUCCUGUCUUUGUUUUCUGUUUCAUUGACUUUGAUCUUCCCAGUUCAGUAUCCUCUCCCUCCUCCCCCACCAUACCACUCCACUUGAUGUUAACUACUUGGAUUCCAACACUGUUCCUUUUUCUUUUUUGUUUUAUUUUGUUUGUUUGUUUUUCAAGACGCCAGCACUUUUUUCAAUUUAUUUUGUUUUGGAGACAGGGUUUCUCUGUGUAGCCUUAGCUGUCCUGGACUUGCUUUGUAGACCAGGCUGACAUCAAAGUCACAGAGAUCCACCUUCCUCUGCUUCCCUGAGUGCUGGGAUUACAGGUGUGUGCCACCGUGCUGGGCUCCAAAGCUAUUCUUGAAGUCUGCCGUUUCUCCUAACUUAAUGGGAUAUAUCUUGUUAAAAUAGAUGAGGGAAAAUACUCUGUGGCAUUUGCAGAAAAGCAAUAAA
This is a messenger RNA of Psammomys obesus (fat sand rat), 4586 nucleotides long. RefSeq names its product serine/arginine repetitive matrix protein 1-like. Lineage: Eukaryota; Metazoa; Chordata; Mammalia; Rodentia; Muridae. The record is from RefSeq and is a predicted model, not a curated record. The transcript is spliced from 5 exons. The coding region runs from base 1 to 1071 and encodes 356 amino acids.